This is a messenger RNA of Leopardus geoffroyi (Geoffroy's cat), 2253 nucleotides long. RefSeq names its product lysine demethylase 8 (gene KDM8). Lineage: Eukaryota; Metazoa; Chordata; Mammalia; Carnivora; Felidae. Gene Ontology annotation, molecular function: histone H3K36 demethylase activity. The coding region runs from base 343 to 1737 and encodes 464 amino acids. The record is from RefSeq and is a predicted model, not a curated record. Gene Ontology annotation, cellular component: nucleus. The transcript is spliced from 9 exons.
GCGGUGUGCGCCUGCGCGAUUCCUGGGGGCGCGUUGGCGGAACUCUAGUGCGCCUGCGCGAGUGUUUAUUUCCUCGGUGACGGUACCUACAGGUAGUGGACCCAGCCUGCCUUUGUCAUAGGCCUGGAGCUAGGUUGCUGUAAACCGAAUGUGGGCCGUGACACAUGAAGCCCCAGGUGGGGAAGGGGUGUGAGCCCUCGGGUGGAGCGUCGGCUUGGGGUACCUGAAGGACAGGGAUUUGUAAGUAAUAGGAGUUAACUCUGAGCAUCGGUGUCGCGUUAUGCCCCUCGCGUUAGGAUCCAGCAAAGCACCGUCGUCACGACCCGGCCGGCAGAGGGCCCCAUGGCCGAGGGCGACCGGGAGCCCCUGGCGAGAGCCAGGACCCUCCAGGAGGCACUCAGGGCGCUCCUGCCCCCCACUAAAGAGGAGCUGAUGCUGCAGCUUGGGGAGAGGGUGGAGCGCAGCGUGGUGCGGCUGCUGCGGGAAGCCGUCGAGCUGUUCUGCGGCGGCCGUGGGGGCGAGUGUCUGCGGGCCAGCGAGGCCAUCCUGGACUACUCCUGGGAGAAACUCAACACCGGCCCGUGGCGCGACGUGCACAGAGACUGGCGCCGCGUGUACGCCUUCGGCUGCCUCCUGAAGGCCGUGUGUCUGUGCGAGGAGCCCGGGGACGCCGGCGCCGCGGCCGCAGCCCUGAGAGUCUGCGACAUGGGCCUGCUGAUGGGGGCGGCCAUCCUCGGGGACAUCCUCACUAAAGUCGCAGCCGUCCUGCAGGCGCACCUCCCCUCGGGAAAGAGGCCCGCCCCGGGCCCGGCCCAGGAGCAGCCCCACGAGAAGAGGAGGAACCUGAGGCCCCAAGACACUAACUUGCUCAGGUCACUCAGUUGGGAGGUGGCUGGGAAAUUCCGGCACAGCCCCUCAGAAGACAUCGCGGGGACUGAGUGGCAACGUGGAAACGUGGCUCAUUCGUCCUGCAUAUUCCUGCCGAAAGCGAGGCACGACCGUGUUUGGAUUCCAGACGUGAGGUCUGAGAGAACGGUGCCCCGGCUCCGCUGCCCAUCCCUCCAGCACUUCCGGAAGCAUUUUCUGGUUCCGGGGAGGCCUGUGAUCCUGGAAGGCGUGGCCGACCAGUGGCCGUGCAUGAAGAAGUGGAGCUUGGAGUACAUCCAGGACGUCGCCGGCUGCCGGACUGUCCCGGUGGAGGUUGGUUCCAGAUACACUGACGAGGAGUGGUCCCAGACGCUCAUGACGGUCAACGAGUUCAUCAGCAAGUACAUCAGGGAUGAGCCGAGGGACGUCGGGUACCUGGCUCAGCACCAGCUCUUUGACCAGAUCCCGGAGCUGAAGCGGGACAUCAGCAUCCCCGACUACUGUUGCCUGGGUGACGGGGACGAAGAAGAGAUCACCAUUAACGCCUGGUUUGGUCCCCAAGGAACCGUCUCUCCCCUCCAUCAGGACCCUCAGCAGAACUUCCUGGUCCAGGUGACGGGGAGGAAGUACAUCCGGCUGUAUUCGCCGCAGGAGUCAGAGGCUUUAUAUCCACACGACACGCAUCUUCUUCACAACACGAGCCAGGUUGACGUGGAGAACCCCGACUUGGAGAAGUUCCCCAAGUUUGCCGAGGCCCCGUUCCUGUCCUGCAUCCUGUCUCCCGGAGAGAUCCUGUUCAUCCCGGUUAAAUACUGGCAUUAUGUGCGGGCUCUGGACUUGAGCUUCUCCGUCAGUUUCUGGUGGUCGUAGCCAGGGCGGAAGGGUCUGAGAUGCCAACGGCAGUCACGGAUUCACGCGUUCCCUGCCCCACGCCCGGCCGGGGGCUGGGUCCCGGCAUCUAGAGAGAAGCCAGACCCGCCUGUGCCAAAGCCCUCGCCGGGCGCCGGGCUGCGUGCCAGGCGGACGCAGGGCCCGGCAAGGCGCACGUUCCGGCCAGGGAUGCGCGGCAGAGGCCGGCAGGCGGGAUCCCAGAAGGACGCUCUGCAUGGAGACCGUGGGCCUCCUAAAGCCGGAUGCGGGUGGGACGCGGGCAGGCAGUGUGGGCAGCGGUAGAGGGUGGGCUCUGAGGUCGGCUGCCUGGAUUCAAACCCAGCCCCGUGGCUUAACCACGGCGUCAGAUUUGGGGCGGAAACCUCGUGGGUGGGUCUCCAUCUGGGAAACGGCAGCCCGAGCCCCCACCACAGAGAAUUCCAGGGACGGUGCUGGCGCAGGGCCCCUGUGGGUCCGUGAACGCUCGCUGCUAAUAAUCAUCAGGAUUGCCACCUA